UGCUUAACUUUUCUAAAUGUACUUGAUAGCACGUCGCCAUUUUUUUUCGAAAGACCUUUUUAGAGGGCUGUGAUUUUGACAAAGCUUGGCGCCAUAUUGGGUACUUAAGGUAACAGUGGCGCGUGCUGGUGAAGAUGUCUGAUAAUCAGGAACAGAAACCUGACGCCGGUCCAGGGGACGCAAAUUCAGAAUACAUCAAAUUGAAAGUCGUUGGAAAUGAUUCUAACGAAAUACAUUUCAGAGUUAAGAUGACUACCCAGAUGGGGAAAUUGAAAAAGUCAUACAGUGAACGCGUGGGUGUUCCUGUCACGUCACUUAGGUUUUUAUUUGAUGGGCGACGAAUAAAUGAUGAUGAAACGCCAAAACAGCUGGAGAUGGAGAAUGAUGAUGUAAUUGAGGUGUACCAAGAGCAAACAGGAGGCUUUUGAAUGAUCUUACAUGACAUGAAAGUGAAAACAUAUUUGGGCCUGAAACAUGGUGUGGCCAAUUUUAUAUUUCACAGGUUUAAAACAUCAGAGAGAGAGUGCUAGAUACUGUGGACUUGCCUCCCUCCCCCCCAAUUUAAACUAAUGCCAGUUAAGUGUUAUUCACAUUCCUUGUCAUUUAAUUGUGUUUUUUUUUCUUUUUUCAACAUUGCAACAUUGAAGUAUUGUUUGGAUUGUCAAGUAUAUUCUGCACAUUUUCUUACAGUUUGUGUAGAAAAUAUACUUUAAGUCACAAUACUUUGUUACUUGCAGAUAUGAAUUAUAUUUUGUAGAAAGGUUAACAGAAUUGUAAACUUCAGGCUUGCUGAAGACAUGCUUUUUUAAUUUUACAAAAUGUGGUAUUUGUGGAAAGUAUGUGAUUUUUUAUAUUUCAUUUCUUAAUCAGUGUUUUAAUUAUCUGUUGUGUGGGGGGGGAAGAGGAAAACAUAACUGUAAUUUACCAAAUAGACAAUUACAUUUAAUUAGUGAUAAAAGGCUUGAGAGUUUCAAAGAAAGAGUUUUCAUUUUCAAAACCAAUGCACAUUAGAUUUGAGUGUUACUUAUACACAUUCAGAUGUAGGCGGCUUAUGUUCAACACUGAUAAAUCAUUUGGGUCUCUAAACAGGUUUGGAUUCUCUAACAUUUUCUGAAUUAGUAUUUUUUGUGUUUAAUAAAGCAUGUUUAACUUUCUCAAUGUACCUUUCUUAAGUAAGUAGAUCUGAGAACAGGAAUUGUUUGUAAUGUGAAAUUUUGUAUUAAAGCACUUUUGAUGAUGAGGGUUUAAA
Messenger RNA from Zootermopsis nevadensis, 1249 nucleotides. NCBI's taxonomy places the organism in Eukaryota, Metazoa, Arthropoda, Insecta, Blattodea, Termopsidae. The record is from RefSeq and is a predicted model, not a curated record.